Molecule: messenger RNA, 1443 nt
Organism: Lottia gigantea (owl limpet)
Lineage: Eukaryota; Metazoa; Mollusca; Gastropoda; Lottiidae
Exons: 8
Coding region: 1-1443 (480 amino acids)
Biological process (GO): mitotic spindle assembly; microtubule-based movement
Cellular component (GO): spindle microtubule; nucleus
Molecular function (GO): ATP binding; microtubule binding; plus-end-directed microtubule motor activity
Source: RefSeq, a predicted model, not a curated record
AUGGAUGAAACUGAAUCAGAUUUUUUUGCCGAUACCAGGAAGAAUCUGGCCUCUGUCUUCAAGAAAUCUUCGUCCAAUGUAGAAGCUGGGGAAGAGCAUAUGAAAUGUUACCUCAGAAUUCGCCCUUUUUCUGACGCAGAAACAGAAAGGGGAGAGAAUCAGGAAUGUAUUGAUAUCAUGGAUGAUAAUACAAUUUUAACAAAGGCACCAAAAGAUUCUCACACCUUCAAACAUUACGCCCAUGGUUUAGGCAAGACAUCACAUAAAUUUACAUUCUCUCGUAUUUUUGACGAAGAUACGACACAGAAGGAGUUUUUCGAUGAUACCAUGUUGAGUUUGGUUCGUGAUUUUAUUGAUGGUCAGAAUUGUCUGGUGUUUACGUAUGGUGUGACUAGCUCUGGUAAAACAUACACUAUACAAGGUAAGCAGUCAGAUGCUGGUAUCCUACCCAGAGCUUUAGAUGUCUUAUUUAACAGUAUCAACAAUAAACAGUUAUAUGGUAUCACGUUAAAACCCAAGAUGUUUAUGGAUGUGUCCAAGUUAAACACAGAAGAAGCUGAAAUGGAGAAGAAAAUUAAAGAGAGAAUCAUGAAGAUGAGCCUUGAAGAUGUAAGGGAUGAGACUAUUGUUUUAUCUAUUUCAGAAUCUCUCGUAGAUGUUUUUGAUAUAGAAAACAGAAUCCGUGAAGAAACUAAGAUAAGUGUAGAAGACCAGGGCCAGAUACGAUUCUCUAUCUGGUGUAGUUUUGCCGAGAUUUAUAAUGAACAGAUCUUUGAUCUACUAGAACCUAUGCCUAAAAAGAAGAACGCUAAACGUCCAGUCUUAAGACUUAGUGAUGAUAAAAAUGGAAGUCCUUAUAUCAAAGGCCUAAAAGAAGUCAAUGUAACUACAGCAGAUGAAGCGUAUAAAAUAUUAAACAUCGGUCAGAGAAAUCUCAGUACAGCUUGUACCAAACUUAAUCAUAGCUCCUCUAGAAGUCACUGUAUAUUUAACAUCAAGAUAAUCCGAAAUGUUAUAUUGAAUGAUCCCUCUGUUUGUAGGUUAUCUCUGUGUGAUUUGGCCGGUUCAGAAAGAUCAAGUAAAACAUUAAGUCAGGGAGACAGACUGAAGGAAGCUGGUAAUAUCAAUACAUCAUUAAUGACUCUAGGUCGGUGUAUAGAAAUGUUACGUUUUAACCAAAACCACAAAGAGAACAAUAGAAUAAUUCCGUUCCGAGACAGUAAACUAACCAGACUGUUUCAGAAUUUUUUCUGUGGUCGAGGUAAAGCUGCUAUGAUAGUUAAUGUUAAUCAAUGUGCUAGUAUGUUUGAUGAAACAUUACACGUAUUUAAAUUCUCAGCCAUAGCUAAACAGGUACGUUCAUAUUUCAAAAACUUUUCAUUUACAAGUGUGAGUUUUAAUUGCUGGGGCUUACAUUAUAUGAACAAUUAUAAGUACCCCUAG